This is a messenger RNA of Galleria mellonella (greater wax moth), 3701 nucleotides long. RefSeq names its product BLOC-2 complex member HPS5 homolog (gene pink). The coding region runs from base 116 to 3154 and encodes 1012 amino acids. The record is from RefSeq and is a predicted model, not a curated record. The transcript has 5 exons. Gene Ontology annotation, biological process: developmental pigmentation. Gene Ontology annotation, cellular component: cytoplasm. NCBI's taxonomy places the organism in Eukaryota, Metazoa, Arthropoda, Insecta, Lepidoptera, Pyralidae. Gene Ontology annotation, molecular function: protein binding.
GUCAUUUGGCUUGUCAUUUGUACGAAAAUAAUUGUUUUUGUGUGAAUUAAAUGAAUGUUGAUUCAUCAAACAAAUAAUAUUACACAGAUACUAAAUAAGAUGUAUUUUUAAUAAAAUGUCUUCUUCCAAUUUGCCUCCGUAUAUAUUACAAGAACUUCCUGACAUUACAGAUUCUAUAAAAUAUCCUAUAAAAAGUGUUCAACGUAUAAAGUACACAUGCUUUGAUGUUUCCAAAACCUUAAUAGCUUUUGGAGCAACUAGUGGUGGUAUUUAUAUAUUCAACAGAAACCCAUGUGAAUUUGUGCAACUCAUACCAAAUAAGGAUGGCGCAAUCACCCGUCUGGCUAUAUCGCCUGACGAGAAACACAUCGGCUUCGCCAACGGUAAAGGUGUGGUCACCGUCACAGCAUGUGAUCAGUCUAUCGGCGGAGGUUACUUGACGGUAACUUCGAAGGAGCACCAAGGGAACGAGGUGACUGCUAUGGUGUGGGGAAGAAACAAUAUGUUGUUUACGGGUGACGAUGUUGCAAAAGUGUCAGUGUUGCAGCUACAGAGUUUUAUUGCGAAAACAAUAUUCCAAAGUUCAUCCCAAACUAUAAUGAGUUUAGACUCUCGUAUUUGCCAAUUAGACGUAAAAGAGAAUAUGCUUUUAGUGUCUACUUUUACUCGAUGCUAUAUUUGCGACACUUUACAAGAGCAGUACAGACAAAUAGGGCUAAAACUUAGAGAUGGAGAGUUUGGAGCAUGCUUCUUUAACAAAGAAAACCAUGACAAUAAUAGUCUAGCUCAAACUGUACACGACUUCACUGAAGUUAAACAGUACAACAUCGUAGACGAUGAUGCAGGAUUCACAGUGGGCGAAGGAUUGGCUAAUACUCUUAUAUUUUGUGCACGGCCCUCUUCUAGACUAUGGGAAGCAACUAUUGAUGGAACAGUCAAAAGAACACACCAAUUUAAGCAGGUUUUGGCUAAGCAACCAAUGAAGUUAUUUUCAUUAGAGUCUUACAACAAUGAAAUAAUCUCUUUAAGUACAGACAACACAGUCUGUGAGGGACAGUCUGUGAAUUUUCCUAAAUUAUACACAGUGAAUGGUGCCAUAUUUUCCUUUAAAAAAGAUGCUAUUUACUUUUUAAAUCUCUUUAAUGUAGAUGAUACUACUUGGUUUACAUUUGGUGAUAUUGCGGACUGCAAGAUUUAUCAUGACAUUAUAUACAUAUGGUUAACUAAUGGCUCUCUAAUAUGUUUAAAAUAUACGAAAAUUGAAAAGUUUUUAGUCCAAUGCUAUGUAGACGAGAAAUACGUAUUAUGUGCUGAGUUGUGUGCCUUGUAUAGAGAUCAUUUGCUUAACAAUAAUCUUUCUUUUAAGUUACAUAUUUUGAGUGGUAUAAGAGAGAAAUUAAAUAAUAAAGAUUUGUUGAAAAAUAUAGACGAUAUUCUAGAAAAAAUUGACAGUUUGAAGUCAAAUGAAGCUAUCCAGAUGAAGUCUGGUAUAUAUAUUGUAGAUAAUACAUAUCAAGCUCAAUCUUCGCUUUUAGAUAAUGAUGUAAAAGGUGGCAAACACAACGAAGAUAGUAGGUUCGGCACAUUAUCACCCGACGCGUUGCAAGCUUUCAAAGAACUUAGUAUAACAGUAUCAGAUAAACUGAAUACGAGUAAGAAAAUCUUAAAAGAAAAAUGGGAAGAUUUUGAAGGGAAAAUGAAAAUUUUUAAUGAAUCACAACCAAUACCAGAACUCAGCAUGCCCAAAAGGGUGUUGCAAGACGAAAGUUCGCCUAUAGAACAUAAAUUAGUUGAGAUAGAUGAUAAUAUUAUCUACAAAGAAUCUAGUCAAAAGGCCAUAGGGAUAGACAAUAAUAGUUUAAAAAAUGAUAAAUUGUGCAAAUCUCUGUAUCAGUUCUUUAGAUUAAAUAUAGUCAGUAAGGAAACGGAAAGAUCGAAUUUAGUUUCUACUAUAGAGAGCAAUGUCUGUGAUGCUAGGGAACUCUACAACCUAAUGUUACUAUUAGAACAAUAUUGUGUCUCAGUGGGUGCUUUAGAAGAGUCAAAAUUUGCACCGAAUAAUAUUUUUUUAACUUAUCUUAGCAGUACUGUAAAGAAAGAUGCACUCUUAGAUUCCAUAAUAAAUGAUGAAGUUUUAUAUAAAUACUUUGUUGACUCAUGUAUAUCUGUAAAUAUGAAGACGCAGAAACUUUCGAAUAUUGGCUGCGAAUGUGGCUUCCCUCUACCAUAUACCAGAACAAAUCAGGCGCCAGUUUUUGCUGAGUUAAUAGAUGAAUUUAUUGAGAAACAAUGGUCGAGUCAGUCUAGAAACCAAUGCUAUGAGAUGUGUAAACAAAUGCCUUAUUUGUGGCGGAAAAUAUUAUAUUUACGUAGGAAUGAAGAUCUUUUGAACGUUCUACGAAUAUUGUUACAAAUGUUAGAUGAAGGGCUUCUACAUUCUUUUCUGCCGCAGUUUACGAUGGAAUCUUGGGACAGAGCAUUACAAUUGUAUGCAACCUUGCAUGCCAAUAUGUGUUUGAACUGUAAUAAGAAAUUUCAUCAUAUAUCAGUAAGAGAUAUGCUUAGUUGGGACGAUUUGGGGGCACUCAUGAUAAAAUCUGUCGGUGGUAGAAAUGCUUUGAGGGUGAUGCAGAAACACGCUAAGCUUAUAGAUAUAGGGGAAGUGACAAUGAAGUUUUACCACACAAGUUUAGUGGUAUCCAUGUAUGAGAAAUAUGAUGCCACUAUAACUAGCCAACUUACUGAUACUUUAUACAGAUCUUACGACUUCGAGGAUUCACGCCAAGAGAUUUGCCGUCUACUUCGCAAUACUUCUAACGGACAGAUUGCGAACACGGCACUGCCAAUAACGGUGGCAGCAAACUCAAACACGUGGGGUCUGACACCGCUACAGGAUAAAUCAAAUGCUAUAACUCACGACGACAUAUUCACCGUUAGUAAAAUAAAAAACAGUACUUUAAAAGAUAUUAUAGAAAACUUAUCAGAAAUUAUUAACUGUCAAAGCGUUGAUUGUGUGCUCUGUGGGUUGCCAUUGCAAAAUGAAGUUUUAAUCCAAGAUGGCGGUUUGUGGGUUUUCAAAUGUGGCCACACGUUCCACGGUGCGUGUCUGAAUGUUAAUAAGGUGAAACUCUGUCCGUCUUGCCCUAAAGUUUAACUUGCUAUAUUUUUAUGGUUUUAUGAAUUAACCAUAAGUUUGUAUUGCAGUUAUUUUUGCCAAAGAAUGACUACAGAUUAAAAUAUGUUUUACUUAUUUAACAACAAACGGUUUACUGUGUUAUUUUUCACUGUUAUAUAUUAUAAAUUGCUCAAAAUUAUAUAGCAAAAUAAAAUAAUAAAUUUUAGGUAGGCACAUUUUUAAACAAAUAACACACAAGUAAACAAAUAAGUUUUUACGUUAUUAAAAAAAAUAUUUACGUAUUAUUGUUAUUACUUUUAUUACCAAAAUAGAAGUUAUUUUCUUUUGUCAAACAAAAACUGAAAUUUUUAAAUGAGAACCAACUUAAUAAAAACGAACUUUGGUGCUCGGUUAUACUCAAUGAUUUUUUUUAAAUAUGAUAUGUAAAAAACUUAUAAAAUAAUAUGAUGUUCCGAACACAUACAUAGCCACAUAGGCAUUUAUUUAUAUUUCAUUUAUACAUUUCACCACGUCCAAUAAAAUUUAUAUAGUUGGAGAAACUAUAACAAUAAGAUAUAGGCAAAUG